UGUUGGUUCGUGACGCGUGUCUACGUCAUCAGGAUGCGCCGCCUCAGUGUUGACUUCGGCUAUCGAGCUAACGAGCUAAUGUGCUAGGCAGCCAGGAGUCAUUGCUGGUUAGAAGCCAGAGGUGCUGGGCACAACUGGAUCUUUUUGGUUUCCAUGGAUACCAAACCAUCAGGAGCCAGACCGGCCCGCAGGUCUCCACGCCUCCCAAACUCCAACUCCAACGCGCAGGGGAGAAGUGAGGAGCUGAAGGAGGCAAAGCGAAAAGGAAAGAUGGACCGAAGUAAGGGGGAAGAUGAGCUUGUAGCCCAACUCAAACACCUGGAGGUGUCCAGGUCUCUGGCCAGUGGAACAGGUUUAGUUCACAGCGAAGAAUUUACCCGUCACAACUGUCUGUGGGACCCCAGUCACCCAGAGUGUCCUGACAGAGUGACGGCCAUCAUGGAGGAGUUGGAGCGCCGUGACCUCCGACCUCGCUGCCUCGCCGUGGAGCCUCGUGAAGCCACGGAACAGGAGCUGCGGCUGGUCCAUAAGAAGGACUAUGUGGAUCUGAUGAGGAAGACUCAGACGAUGUCAGAGAAAGAACUUCAGACUAUAUCAGAAAACUACGACUCCGUCUACAUCCACCCUGACUCUUUCCGCGUGGCCUCUCUGGCUGUGGGCUCUCUCCUUGAGCUCGUCGACAAGGUCAUGACCUCUGAACUCAGGAAUGGGUUCUCAGUCUCGAGGCCGCCGGGGCACCAUGCCCAGUUUGACCAGGCUAAUGGCUACUGUCUGUUUAACAACGUUGCCAUAGCAACACGCUACGCCCAGAGACAGCACAGAGUGAAACGGGUGCUGGUGGUGGACUGGGACGUGCAUCAUGGACAGGGGAUCCAGUACGCCUUCGAGGAAGACCCCAGUGUGCUGUACUUCUCGGUCCACAGGUAUGAGAAGGCGGGGUUCUGGCCUCACCUGGAGGCCUCUGAUGGUCCUGUAGCCGGAUCAGGAGCCGGUCUGGGGUACACCAUCAACCUGCCCUGGAACAAGACUGGCAUGACUGAUGCUGAUUACAUCACUGCCUUUCAACACCUACUUCUACCCGUAGCAUAUCAGUUCCAGCCCCAGCUGGUUCUGGUAGCCGCUGGGUUCGAUUGCGUCCGAGGAGACCCCAAGGGGGAGAUGGAGGCCACCCCCCAGUGUUUCUCCAUCCUGACCCGGAUGCUGAUGGGUCUGGCAGAGGGGAGGGUCCUGCUGGCUCUGGAGGGAGGUUAUAACCUGCGGUCUACAGCAGAGGCCUCUGCAGCGUGUGUCAGCUCUCUCCUGGGGGACCCCUGCCCCCCCCUCUCCUCCUCUUCUCCUUCUCUCAGUGCUCUGACGUCGAUCUCUGAGACCAUCUCAGCUCACUAUCCCUACUGGAGCCGCCUGCAAGUCCUGGAGGGCGGCCCAUUGGCUGAUGAUGUGGUCAUUAGACACAAAGCCAAUGAGGAGCAGGUAGGAGAGACAAGCCCCUCCCCCCUGGGCGUCAUGACGACGGGCCUGGCCUACGACGAGAGAAUGAUGGAACACCUCAACCUCUGGGACAGGUGA
Gadus macrocephalus (Pacific cod) is the source of this 1566-nucleotide messenger RNA. RefSeq names its product histone deacetylase 6-like. Gene Ontology annotation, biological process: chromatin organization. Gene Ontology annotation, molecular function: histone deacetylase activity. The transcript has 17 exons. Bases 154 to 1566 code for a protein of 470 amino acids. Gene Ontology annotation, cellular component: histone deacetylase complex. The record is from RefSeq and is a predicted model, not a curated record. NCBI's taxonomy places the organism in Eukaryota, Metazoa, Chordata, Actinopteri, Gadiformes, Gadidae.